AUGGACUCUACCAUGCGAGAAGCAGGGAAGGAGCACGGGCCGCUGUUGGCGGAUCAACGCGUACUCGAGCGCGAGAUCGAGAGCGUAGUGAAGAUUAUCUCCAGGUCGGAGAUGUCUACCGUGUGGCUACAGCAGCGCGACCGGACGGGCGAGGCUAACACGGUCAGCAAAGCUCGACGGAAUCUACGGCGGCUCUACGCCCGCGCCCGAUCAACGUGGGCGUUGUCGCGCACGCAGCCCUCCUACCCGGACGCAACAAGCCUCCCCGCCGGAAAUCCCCUUAUGCGCGUCGGACUGGGGGGGCUAAUGUCUCCCAGGGACUGCAACACUAUCGUCCGUGAAGCGCUUCAAGUCGACGAUUGGACGCCGUGGGACGGGGACCUGGGGAAGCACGCCUUGGGGACCAGUCUCGAGAAGCUUCCGCGCUCUCGCGCGCUCUGGGACGGGAAGGCGGGAGACAGGGUCCGCGCGCGCGUCGCCGGGUUGUACGGCGUCCAAGAGAGUAGUAUCGUCGUGAACGCGUUGUUCGUGUGCAAGGUCGGGUUGAACGUUGACGGGCUGCGGGACGAAGUCCUGCGGGAAGGACAAGGGCGGUCAGUAGGGACACUUCAUGAAGCCGUGGACAGGGCAGCGGCAGCAUCAGCGAAACUUCAGCAGCAGCAGCGGCAGCGGCAGCGGCAGCAGCCGCAGCUCUCGAUCGAGGCGAGCGACUUCAGACGGAGUAGAUCGCUACUCACGUUCUCCGUGGCCAUAAGCACCGAAGACGCCCUCCUGCCGUGCCCCUGGGCGGUGUGCUUGGAGCAGCGCGGGGAGUGCUUUCGGCCAGGAGGCCAAGGGACGGGGGUCAUAUUCUCUGGAAAACUUCGCCACGCGUCCUUGAGAAUACCUCACGGGGCUGGCGCGCCGGCGAGUAGCGGGAACAGCGAAAGGCCUAGGCAAGACCACCCGCCGGCGCUGCUGCUGAGGGGGUUCGCUAAUAUUCGACACCCGUUGGUGGCGGAGGGGUCCGCUCGGUGGCAAUGGGGCUCGCCCGCGUGGCACAUAGACGCGCCUUGGAUCAGAGAUCAGGACAUCCUGGAUCGGGUUUGGGUGGCCGGCGGGACGGACCUCGGUGCCGAAGCGGCCGACGGGAGGCAUCCACCGCCGGCGGGCGGUGCGGCAGCAGCUUCGGAAGCCGGGACAGCACCCGCGGGUGUCGACCCCCCGCGGAGCAACUACCUCCAACGGAUGAACACCACCCUGGCACACCGGUACUACCGCCAAGGGUUGGCGGGCAUGGACGUCCCCGUCGUGGACUCUGCCGGGCGCCCGGUGAUUGACCUCGUCGAGGACGGGGGGGGGGGGUCCUCUUUGUGGCGGCGGGGGGUUAUCGGCGCCGACAAGCCGGGCGAGGUUACUCUGAAAGCCGUGCUUCGAAGGCGUUUCCCUUGGUCCCGGCGGCGACAGGUNGGGGGGGGGGUGUCCUCUUUGUGGCGGCGGGGGGUUAUCGGCGCCGACAAGCCGGGCGAGGUUACUCUGAAAGCCGUGCUUCGAAGGCGUUUCCCUUGGUCCCGGCGGCGACAGGUGGGGAAGGCGGGCCUGAGCACCGCCGCGGGCGCCUCUCCCCGCAUGGACGCGGCGCUGCAACAGCUGUUCGGGUCUUCUUCUACGUCCUACGCCGCCGCGGCAGCAAGAAGGGAGCAGGUCGUCGCGGGGGACUCGCCGCUGGCGGCACGGCAGCAGGUGUCCCCGCUCGUGGGUGUCACGGUGCCGCCGAUCAAGUACGUGUUCGUCGACCCUCGGUAUCGGGGGCUGGGCUUGGGCAAGCGGCUUUUCCUGGAGGCGAUGCGCAGCCUCGCCAGGCGGGGGUUCCGGUUCGCGUUGAUCGUUGUAGAGGACAACGGCACCGGCGGUCUGUUCGGCUUCUACGAAGACAUGGGGUUCGUCAGGGCAGAGGAAGAGUUGGGGUUGCCACGGGCCAUGAUUGCGCCCAUCCCGCCGCCGGAUGGAAUGUAGCCAAGGGUUAAUGUGUGGAGAGCAAGAGGUGGAACAAAAGACGCGGGGGUAAACUUAACAUGGAGUUUGAACUGUUUGUAUGGCGCGCGUGCGGGGGGUCAAUGAUCGUACAUCGUGCGUGUGGUGGGUUGCAAUGUAGAGGUCGGAAGCGACAAUUUGCUAGAGACUGUAAAUAGCGAACUUGUGGCGGUCGUGUGGCAACACCGGUGCUGCGGAUCGAGUUCUGGUCACUCUUUCGUUUGAUAAAAUU
Messenger RNA from Ectocarpus sp. CCAP 1310/34, 2245 nucleotides. NCBI's taxonomy places the organism in Eukaryota, Phaeophyceae, Ectocarpales, Ectocarpaceae. The record is from the annotation of a GenBank genome assembly.